UUUUCGUUUCUGUCCCUGAUUCAACAUGUUUGUCCUUUUCGGCUGGCCGUACCGGAUACCGGAAGUCUCUGUAAACAUCUCCUGCGGCCGUCUGUGGUGAAUGGAACAAUCAAAACAGCGUUUUUAAGCGAUGUUUUGCCCAUGUUUACGGAAAAAUAUCUUGUUUGAUUCUUACCCAGCGGCUUCUGUGUACUUUAUUACCCGUUUAUGCAAGUGAAUACCAGCUUGUCUUCCUUUCGAAGUUUAAAUUUGUGAGAUAACGUGGAUCGCUUCCUUGACGAAAGAACAGCCCAAUAUCAGAUGCUGUCAAAACCUUUACUGACAAAACAAGGAGACAUAAUUAUUAAAUAACUUGUAUCUAUUACAAUGGCGAACGAGCGUCUUCGUGCUUUAGAGGAUGUGGAAAAAGAGAUUGCGAUCAUCCUUCACUGUGCAGGUACAAUUGUUAUGGAGUUGUCCAAGGACAAGCAUAAUGCCAGUCUCAUCGACCGCCAACUCUCUCAAUUCAUUGCAUCAGUAAACAGAGUGGAGAACGAAUUGAGUUCCCAAAUUCGCUACCUCACACAGGUCGCCACCGGUCAACCGCACGAGGGUUCGACUUACUCUGCCAGAAAAGACUGCCAAAUGGCGCUCAACAGAGCAGAGUACACACGCAUGAAGUUGGGGGAACUGGCCCGCACGUGUGAGAUUAUGCUGGACCCGCAGACCUGAGCUGUUCUUUCGAUCAUCGUUUUAUGUGCUUUUGGUUGUUUUGUGAUUUUUUUAGACGAAAUAAAUAGAUCAAAAUCG
Molecule: messenger RNA, 789 nt
Organism: Engraulis encrasicolus (European anchovy)
Lineage: Eukaryota; Metazoa; Chordata; Actinopteri; Clupeiformes; Engraulidae
Gene: med11
Product: mediator complex subunit 11
Exons: 3
Coding region: 367-711 (114 amino acids)
Biological process (GO): regulation of transcription by RNA polymerase II
Cellular component (GO): mediator complex
Molecular function (GO): transcription coregulator activity
Source: RefSeq, a predicted model, not a curated record